UUUUCCCCCCCCCCCUUUAUUAUCCUCCCCCCACUUUCCCCCUAUUUUCCUUAUUCCCCCCCCAGUGGACGCAGAGCGGAGCAGGCAGGACGCAGCACAGCGCCGAGCCCCCAGCACACACAGUGCAAAAUCAUGAGAAAAACACACAUGCUGGCGAGGGAUGCUCCGAGCUGAACGUGAGUCCCGGGGCUGUGAUUUGUGCCCUCCAGUCCUAACCAGAGCUGGGCUGCGGGGCGAGGAGAAGGCAGCCACAGCUUUUGGAGGGCCAGAUGUGGUGGUUUAACAGAGAAACGCGUGGGAAAUACCCCAGACCCACACCCUGCUGCGUGGCUCUAACGCAGGCUGUGAGCAGCAAUCCGCAGCAGCACAGCCAGCUGAGUGCAGCUCCUCCUGUGUGCACACCAAAUAUCCGAACGUGGAAAGCAUCUGCAGCUUCUCCGGUGAGGGAAGGAAUGGUGGGGAGAAACAAACAGCUCAGGUUUGAAGGUCCUGAAGCAUCAGGGAGAGGCGGGGAGGGAAGUCGAGCGGUUCAGCGCAGAGCUGGUCGCCUUUGCUCCGUCCUUCUUAAAAUUCACCUCUCCUCUGUGCUGCACACAGCAACCAGCAGAGCCCUGGGGAGCUGGAAAUGCAGAGCUGCAGGGGAUGGGGACUGGCUUUGUGCCACACCGAGAGCGAUGUCCCCCAGAAGAAGAGAUGUGGGCACCAACGGCGCUGAUGCUCCAGGCUGUCCCUUCCCCUGCAGGUGUCCCUGCGUGCUGUCACUGCUGCGUGUGCACCCCAAACUUUGCCAUCCCCAUCUGAAAGCACGGGGAAUCCAUCCACCUCCCCACGUUGAGUUCUUCCAGCUCAUAAAUGCCUCUUCUUAUCCGAGGGAAAGAGAGAUGGGAAACAAAACCUGUCCUCAAAAGUACCCCAAAGCAACAAGCCCACGGGGAAAUGGGCUGCUGGGGCUGAACUGCCACCCAGCUCAGGUGUCACACAGGUGGGGACGGAGCACCCAGCAAACCGAUGUCCUUAAAGGACAAGGCAGGGACAGCAGGGGCUGCUCGCCCCGAGCCGAGCCCAUCCUUGGCAUCUCCACGUGGCCAGCUGUAGGGCCAUGGGCCCAGAAGCCAAGUGCCCAGAAAGCUUUGGGCAGAGCACACGGCAGGAGCAUUUCCCACCCCCAGGAGUUGUUCUGGCUCCCUUAUCCCCACGGGCACCAGCCAGAGCACCGCGGUUGCCCACGCUGGGUACCAAAACGAUGCUAAAACAACACCUGUUGGGGCAGAAACCAUCUCACCCAGGCACCAGGGGCUGCAGGAGGGUCCCCACACCCAACGCAACCCCUGCUGACCCCUGGCCGCCCCACGGCUCUCCCGGGGCCGUUCCCCCCCCCAAACUCCCUGUGCCCGGCCCCGCAGCACCCACGGCUCCUCCAGCAGAGCCCUGUGCCCAACAAAGCCUUCCAGCCGGCAGCGCCCGGCUCCUAAUUAUGAUUUCCUUCAAGACGAUCCCAGCAGCGAUAGACAAAACCUCCCCUCUGGUCGGAGCUGGAAUGCCGUGUCCUAACGACGGCUUUUGUACCGCGCCUGCUGGAGGAAAGAGCGCGGCAGGAGGGGGGAAAGGGAGAUUUAAUUAUAGAGCCGCAUUGUGAUUUCGCACACAUAGCUGGCUGCUGUAAUCAGGUUACAAGUGUAGCUCAUUUUCCUCCCUCCCCUCCCUCUUCCUCCUCUUUUUCUUUCUUUUUUCCCCCCUCUCCCUUUUUCCUCUCGGAGCUCCGAAGCGGUCGAUGAGCUCCGUGUGUCGCAGAGCCGCACCGGCACCGGGCUGCCCCCACUCAUCCCCCGCCCCCCCGGCUUCCCACAGCUCCGGGUGAAGAGGAGGAGCCCCUUUUCCCUCUCUUGGGGCGGGAGGAGGAAAAGCAUCUUUUAAACGCAACUUUGUGUGUUUUUUCUAUCCGGGCAAAGCGAUGCCGUGCUCAGUUUCGGACCGUUCUGAGGUUCAUUUAGGAACCUAUUGUUGUCCGUGCGAAUUCUUUUUUACAUUUCAAAUAACAGGAUUAUUUCCCCAGGGGGUAAUAUCCUGUAAUUUGAACACAAUAAUGGGAAUAAAUUACUUACUUAGAACUAAUAACGACAGCCUGAUUCCAAUAUAUAUAGGAACUGUAACAGCUUUGGUUAGUUAAAGUGUAAUUGUGUCGACGGAUGACAUUUUCUUUCAAAGGAAUCUGAACGACUUUUAAUUAAAUUUGCCGAGGGUGGGGAGGAGAGGGAGGGGGAGACGCCGGCAUCCCAGCACCCCGAGCGCGGCACCCAGCACAGGGGACCGCAUCCCCCAGGUGCCACUGCCGGCACUUGGCGUUGCCAGCAGGCAGUCCUGGUUGGUACUGGGUGAUGCUCCACCUCCACCAUCGGUGGCAUUUGGCCACUGGGACGCAGGGAUGCUGCAGGGUGAGAGUGCUGGGUCCCCAUGGCAUCAUCCUGCCCUGCGGGCACUUCUGCCCCGUGGCAUCCCCACUCUCCCCCAAUGGGUUUCGCUGCCUGUUGCCCUUUGUGUUUAUUUGCAGCCCUCGAAGUUCCCUUUGGAGAAGAAGGAAUUUACAAAAGCCAUCUUUCCACCCCAGCCCGCGCAGCGCCAAGUUCCUGCCCCGAAAUAUCUCGGCGAGGAGCUCUGCCAGCGGCUCCGUCCUCCUCCAGGACUCGUUUUCCUCUGUUUAUCUUGAAAAUAUUUCUGUGCUGAGGUCCCACCCAGCGGCACACAGCCCUGCAAGGCCGCCUCCAGCCGACACACAGCCCUUGUUUACGUGGAGCAGAGCCGGCUGAGCCCAGGCUGGUGCUGGAGGAGAAGCCCUCCGAGCACAGAGCGCCCCGCCACCACUGACACACAGAUGCCUCCAGUUGCUGCUUGGGGAGUUUCUCAUGGUUUGACGUGAUAAUAACAGCAAAGAAUGCUGUGCUUGGAUCUCCUAGAGCUCUGCUGAGAAUUGGGCACAUCCCGGGGCGCAGCGAUGCUCCAUCUCUGGUCCAGCUGUCUGCAACAACCGCCCUGCAGCAGCACGGAGUUCUGCAGGAGCUCGUUGUGAAGGUUUUAGGGUAGAUGUGCCGGGGUUUGUGGCAGAGGGCUGGGAUGGGAACCCUGCUGUCCCCUCACCACCCCGCUGCUGCAUCUGACCCCAAUUUGAGGCACCCACCCCGAGCAUCCCCUCCCCGAACCGCUCUGCGCCCACAGCAUCACCCCGUGCAAACAGCCUCAAUCACAGCAACGCUUCCAAGCCCGGCCAGCAGGAUUGAGUUACCUGCCUUGGAAGAAUAAAGGAGGCAUUCAGCCAGA
Messenger RNA from Phasianus colchicus (ring-necked pheasant), 3312 nucleotides. The record is from RefSeq and is a predicted model, not a curated record. Lineage: Eukaryota; Metazoa; Chordata; Aves; Galliformes; Phasianidae.